AUGCGUGAAGUCGCUCGUCAAAAAGCGAAAACUCGGCGGUCGCCAAUCAAGCGUCGAAGCAUCUGCGGCAAAGCCAAUCGGCCGCCAUCGCCACAACUUGGUCGGGAGACAUCGUCGCCAUCUUCUCGGCCAACUCAUCAGAUCAUCGAGAAGCAAAAACCUGCGCAGUGGGUUGAGCGAGUUCAGGAUGAUUCUGAGGAGCAAAAUCAGGCAAAACUUUGUUCCCAAAUUACAGAGAUUUUGAAAAGCGUCGGGCAUAAAGUCUAUACAGAUCCAACUGCAGAUAGCGAAUCAGAGGAUAUCAGGAAGAACAGAGGAGAAGAGAUGAAAAGAAAGGCGCUAGAGCAAGAAGAACAAGAAAAGCAGGAGGAAUUAGAAGCAGAAUGGAGAGAGUUUGUGCUUUGGAAGCAAGAUAAAUUGUAUAAGGAAGCAACAUCAAGUAGAAAUAAACUACAGGACGAUGAUACAGGGCCGCCGAAGAGCAGUAAGAGCCAAAAAUCUCGUCUGAGUUCAAGAGAAAGAGAUGUUUUAAGUGAUGAGGAAACAGAUGAUGAAAAGCCGCCGAAGAGCCAUAAGCGCUUGUUAUCAUCCAAAGAAAAUUAUGGAAAGGACACUUCUAGAAGAGACAAACGGCCGCCGGAGAGCAUUAAGAGCCGGAAAUCUCAUAAAGGUUGGGAAGAACAUGAGAAAAAUGACAGAGUAUGGAGCGUGGAAACCAACGGUACGAUGAAAUGGAACCGAACCCUAUGA
Messenger RNA from Armigeres subalbatus, 750 nucleotides. RefSeq lists its product as uncharacterized. Lineage: Eukaryota; Metazoa; Arthropoda; Insecta; Diptera; Culicidae. The record is from RefSeq and is a predicted model, not a curated record. The transcript is spliced from 5 exons. Bases 1 to 750 code for a protein of 249 amino acids.